This is a messenger RNA of Vespula vulgaris, 5327 nucleotides long. It is a transcript of the gene ClC-a, whose product is annotated as chloride channel protein 2. Gene Ontology annotation, cellular component: membrane. Gene Ontology annotation, molecular function: voltage-gated chloride channel activity. The coding region runs from base 1167 to 3950 and encodes 927 amino acids. Gene Ontology annotation, biological process: transmembrane transport; chloride transport. The record is from RefSeq and is a predicted model, not a curated record. The transcript is spliced from 13 exons. Lineage: Eukaryota; Metazoa; Arthropoda; Insecta; Hymenoptera; Vespidae.
AUAUACAUAUAUAUAUAUGAUUUUUUCAAAUCUAUGUAUGAAAUAUGUAUAUGAAUUUUUACGAGCCUCAUAAGUCUGUUGUUAAUUGUCAACGAAAUACAAAGGGAAAAGAUACAUGGUAGGAUAAUAAAUAUUCUGAGACGUACAAAUCACAGCAGGGUGCAUCAUCGUCGUCAAGCUAAACAGGAAGGAAGACACAGUAAUUGAACAAACGAUCCUAUCCAAAAUGCGAUUGCAUACACUGUUGACGCAUUCGAGCCGGGGUACUAAUUCAUUGCCGCUCCAUGUGACUGACAUUAACUAAUUCAGUGGUCUAAUACAUCGGUGGUGUAGGGUCAUGGAACUCAUGGGACCGAUUCUUGGUCUUUUAUUCGUUCGUAUGUAAGUCUCGCAAGUAACGUACUAGUUAAUAAUAAUAAAAAUUGUUCAAUUUGUUUUCUUUCAAUAAUUUAUAGUAUCUUUGUAAACGUCGAUCGUUGAUUCAUAUGACACUACCGUGUGUGUUCAUAAAAAGCGUCAUUUCAACAAUAAGUAGUGAGUCAUAUAUGUAUGUACGUAUCUUCUUCAGACGCACGUCAUCGUUGUAACAUCGUUAAACUCUGGAGAUCAAGGAAACAUUGUUAUUUUUCUAAAGAACAUUUUUAUGGGAAAGUUAGAAUUUUGCAAGAAAUCGAUUUAUUAGGAUGAAAGAGAUAGAAAAAUAAGGAGAAAUAUUGUUGACGCUCAUUCGGAGUGAUUCUUAAGUAUUUUGUUCGUAAAAAAUCAUUCUAAACAAAGGCGGUAAAUUCUAAUCAAGAUUCUAAUCCACCAACUCCCACCCUAAUUGUUCUUUUCUCUUUGUUGUUAUCCGACGUGCGGGAUGUAAAUUUUGAAAAUUUGCGUUGUCGGUAACCUUUUUCGUAUGCAUUAUCUCAAGCAACGCUAUCUUAACACCUUUUUGCUUGCUCCAUGUAGAAACACAAGUCGACAAACUCAAAUAAGUAAAUUUAUAACUCAUAACGGCCCCGCGCGACUAACAAUAACUCUACCCGGAGUUUCUUACCAGUUCGUUAGAAGAAGCAAUUUGCUUCUUCGCAAUCAGUUGUUUUUUAAUCGGCCAACCGUGAUCCUCCGAUCCAACUCGCGAGCUUCUUGCCAUCGGGUUUAGCGAUUUUACAUAGUUGGAGAUGUAUGGUCGCUAUACGAAGGACCUUGGUGAGUACGCAAAAGAAGAGGCAAGAAGACUCAAGUAUCAUGAUAAGGCAAGAAAGAAGUACGACAAGACGAGGGCCGAGGAUCUUCGAAAAUCUCGAAGAGGUCCAUUGUGUAGAAAACUCUUGGCCUUGCUUGCCUUCGCUUGGAAACACACCGGAGCUAGAUUGGGCGAAGAUUGGGUAUUUCUGGCACUUUUGGGUGUUAUCAUGGCACUCAUAAGUUAUGCCAUGGAUCGUGGGAUUUCAAUGUGCAACAACGCUAGAAUAUGGCUCUAUCAAGAUCUGACGUCUCAUCCUGCUCUCCAGUAUCUCGCUUGGGUCUCAUUGCCCGUUUGUCUGAUUUUAUUCAGCGCUGGUUUCGUACAUAUCGUGGCACCCCAGAGUAUAGGCUCCGGUAUACCAGAAAUGAAGACGAUCUUAAGAGGUGUAGCCUUGAAGGAGUAUUUAACUUUCCGGACUCUUAUAGCAAAGGUGAUCGGUUUAACAGCCACUUUGGGCUCAGGUUUGCCAUUGGGUAAGGAAGGUCCAUUCGUUCACAUCGCCAGUAUCGUUGCGACUCUCCUAUCGAAAUUGGUCACCAGUUUCCAAGGCAUUUAUGAAAAUGAAAGCAGAAACUGUGAAAUGUUGGCUGCAGCCUGUGCGGUCGGUGUCGCAUCAUGUUUCGCGGCACCCAUCGGAGGUGUCCUCUUCAGCAUCGAGGUCACCACAGUCUACUUCGCAGUACGGAAUUAUUGGCGUGGUUUCUUCGCUGCCGUUUGUGGUGCCACGAUGUUUCGACUCCUGGCUAUAUGGUUUCAAAGAGAAGAAACUAUCACGGCCAUGUUCGUCACUAACUUCACCAUGGACUUCCCAUUCGAUCCUUAUGAACUUUUUGUGUUCGCUCUUAUUGGUGUCGGAAGCGGUUUGAGUGGUGCAUUUUAUGUAUGGUUGCAUCGACAAUAUGUUAUAUUUAUGAGAAAGAAUAAGAGCAUGAACAGUUUCCUUCAGAAAAAUCGCUUUUUAUAUCCUGGUAUCGUAUCCCUUCUGGUAUCAUCAGUAUCCUUCCCAUUGGGAUUAGGUCAGUUCAUGGCCGGUGAUUUGAACACUCACGAUCAAGUAUUUGGACUUUUCACAAAUUUCACUUGGACGAAGGAUAACUUGGGUGUCGAAGAAAACAACAUAGUCAAGCAUUGGUCGACCCCAUACACCGAUGUUUUCACCGGUCUCCUAAGCUACGUUCUCUUCACUUUCAUCUUUUCCAUCAUAAGUUCGACGGUGCCUGUACCGUCUGGCAUUUUCAUCCCGGUUUUCAAAAUCGGUGCAGCACUUGGAAGAACCGUUGGCGAGGCUAUGGCCCUUUGGUUUCCACAUGGUGUUCGAUAUGGUGGAAUUAUCACUCCCAUCAUACCAGGUGGUUAUGCUACUGUAGGAGCAGCUGCCUUUUCUGGUGCCGUAACACAUACCAUAUCCGUAAGCGUUAUCAUUUUUGAAAUGACAGGACAAAUCACUCAUAUAGUACCGAUAAUGAUAGCAGUCUUGAUCAGUAAUGCGAUCGCCGCACUUUUACAACCAAGCAUAUACGAUAGCAUUAUACUUAUCAAAAAGUUACCUUAUCUACCGGAUCUUCUACCAUCGAGUUCAGGUAUGUACAACGUUUACGUCGAAGACUUCAUGGUACGUGACGUGAAAUACAUUUGGCACGGCAUCAGUUAUCAAAGACUCAAAGAGAUACUUAAGGAGAAUCGCAAACUUCGUGGCUUUCCACUGGUAGAUAAUCCAGAAUCAAUGAUAUUAUUGGGUUCAAUUCAAAGGCUAGAAUUGAUCAAAUUAAUAGAAAAACAUAUUGGACGUGAAAGGAGAUUACAAGUCGCACAAAAAUGGCACAAAGAAGCAGAGGAAAGAGCAAGAGAAGAGAUGGAACGUCAAUUGAGAGAACAAGAAAAAACAAGAAGACCUUCCAGAUUCGAGGUCAUCCCAGCUCCAGACAUUCUUAAAAUGCAAAGGCAAAGUGUUAAUGAUCUAACGAUGUCGACAAAUAAUGGUGGUGGGCCGGAUCAUCAUACGUAUCAUUCACCGGUCUUCGGAACUCAACCAAAGAAAUCUAUUUUAAAGAAAACCAAUUCCUUCACUUUGAAAGGAUUUAGUCCACUAGUCAGCCCAGCUGUUACACCAUAUACAACGGUUACUGGAGCAGAAAGCAGAAUACGUCUAGCUUUUGAAGCGAUUUUUCGAAAAUCAGCAACUCUGCAAGAUGUUGAUCCAGAUCCAGAAAUGGGUACUGCUACCAGACGCGAAAGUCAAGAUUGUAUAGAUGCUCAGGCACAUCAACCUAUGCUUUCUUCUAGUCCAGCUACGUCGAAAAAAGUACAAUUGCCAAGGGAGAGAGUAAUUGAUAUGUCAGCUGAGGAUCAAAAAAGAUGGGAAGAAAGUGAGAUGGCUCUUGAAGUAGACUUUUCCAGAUGUCACAUCGAUCCUGCACCGUUUCAGCUUGUAGAAAGGACAUCUUUGCUAAAAGUCCAUAGUCUUUUUAGCAUGGUUGGUGUAAACCAUGCUUAUGUGACAGCCAUUGGAAGAUUGGUCGGAGUAGUGGCAUUAAAAGAGUUGAGAAAAGCUAUCGAGGACGCUAAUGCAGGAAUUUUGCCGAUGCACGCGGAAUCGCAUGUCGAUGCGUCAAAUUCCAGUUUAGUGAAGAGUGAAACGGAUGGAGAAAAUAAAAACUCAGUCAGUGCGGUGAACUCCGUUGUUUCGAUUGAAAAUGAGAAAGUUGAAAAAGUCUGAGAGAGAGAGAGAGAGAGAGAGAGAGAGAGAGAGAGAGAGAGAGAGAGAGAGAGAGAGAGAGAGAGACGCGAAUGAACAGACAAGAAAAGAAAGAAAAGAAAGCACAAAGAAAAAAAAUAUGAAACAACAAAUGUGAUAGUCACGUUGCAUGCUGUUGAUGCAAAUGUUGCAGCGUGACCUGGAAGAUGCACCUGCGAGAUGCGCCUCUUUUUACCUGUUCCCUGCAUUAUUUUUUUUUGCGAUCUUAUAUCUUCCUAUGGUACAUGUAUAAGCACAAGUUCUUCAUCGCAUAAUGACAGUAACUUGCAAAUAUUCCUCUCGUACUUAAGUUUGAGGCGUACAAAACAGUUACUGAUAUAUAUAGAGAUGAGAUUCCUUAAGUAUUACAUACUUUGAUUUGGACAUCAAUUUUUAAUCAUAAUAUUUUUCCAAUUGAAGCAUAUAUUAUCUAUUCUUCAGUAAUCUAAACGAACCAAAUAGUUUUUGGUUUCUAUCGCUUGAUAUAUCUAAUUCGUACGUAGGGGUCGUCAUAUCGGAGAAUUCUAUCUAAUGAUAUAUACAUAUCUAUGCAUAAAUAUAUAUAUAUAUAUAUAUAUAUAUAUAUAUAUAUAUAUAUAUAGCCACAUACACACACACACAAAAUAUUGAAAUGACAAAUUUAUUUUAAUGAGUACGUUUGAAAGAUCACGGUAACAUAUUUUUGAUCCUCUAUUGAUAUAAAUUAAUGUAGCAUAAUAUAAAUAUAUGUAAACAUAUACGCGUUAUAUAUAAGUAUAUCAAAGUGCGUAAGCAUGAGUGAGAACCCAAAUGAUUCGCGAUGCAAAGAAGGAAAUCAAAAGUGGAGAAACAGAAAGAGGUCGUGAACGUCGAUUCUAAAUAUAAUUCAUUGUUAAAAAAAUAUAAGAUAUAAUUUCAUAGUGAUAUAUCAAUGAUUUUACAUAAGGCUUUAUGCUCAAUAUUGUAUCGUGAAUCACGAUUUCCUUAUUAUUAUAAGUAGGAUAAUUUAUAUAAUAAUGUAUUUUUUUAUUUAAUAUAAAAACGGACAAAGUGAUUCAAAGUGCCAAAGGCAGAUGAUUGUAUCCUACUGUGUGAAGAAAGAAAGAAAAAAAGAAAGAAAGAAAGAAAGAAAGAUGGAAAGGAAGAAAGGAAGAAAAAAAAUAAAAUAAAACAAAGCAAAAAAAAACCAAGCAUAAUUUAAAUAAGAAAAUAAUUAUUUAAGUAGAACAAAGACAAUAUAGCACUCAUGGAAUGCUCCCUUAGCUCGUAACUAUCUGACUAUGGUUGUGCCAGACUAUUAUUUAUUAUAAUUGUUAAAUAUGUUGGUUGAGACAUAAGAAAAACAUUCGUAUCACACGUGUUGAAAUAUUAAUGAAGGAA